AUGAUCAAUAAUUUCAACAGAUUUAAUAGAAAUUGUAUGAAACCUUAUACAUGGCUUAGGUUUAUUUCAACUGCACCUGUUCCUGACAUUGACUUAAGUUACUAUUGUAAUCCAAAACAUGCACUAGAAAUUGAAAACAACAUCAAAAUUAGAAAAGGUGUUGGGGAUCUUUGGCGAGUAUUAAAUAUGUAUGAUAUAUUUAAAACAAUUGCCCCAACUGAUAAAGACUAUCAAAACAUUCGGGAUGAUUUGUACAAAGAACUCUGUAUUCUACCCAAUAAAACACAUUCUUCAGUUAUUAAUUAUAUUGAUCCACACAUAUUAGCAGAAGUUAACCCGAAAAAAGAUUUUAAAGGGUAUGCUCCUUUAGAGUUUAGCGAAAUGACUAGACGUCUAAACUUGGUUCGAACUGAUAAAUUAGGACACACAUGUGGUCAUAAGAGCUACUAUUUCUUAGGAGAACUUGCAGAGUUAGAAGAGGCUUUAAUCAAAUAUACUGUAAAUAAAUUGCUUUUAAAUGAUUUCAAGCUAGUAUCAGUGCCUGAUAUCUUACCUAGAAAAGUAUUAGAAAGUUGUGGCAUGACUGUCAAUACAGAUCGAACACAGAUAUAUUCUUUAGACCCUGUGCACCAUGGUCCUGACCUAUGUUUAUCAGGUACAUCAGAGAUGUCACUUGCUGGGUUGUUAAUGAACACACUGCAUGCCAAAAGCGAUUUACCUCUUAAACUAGCAGCUGUCAGCAGAUGUUAUAGAGCUGAAACUUCAAAUGUCAUUGAAGAACGAGGAAUAUAUAGAGUACAUCAGUUCACAAAAGUGGAGAUGUUCAUAGUUACAAGUAAAAGUCAGUCAGAAGAUAUGCUUGAAUACUUAAGAAGGUUACAAGAGGAGCUAUUUAAACCUCUGGAUUUCAACAUGAGGAUCCUCGAUAUGCCUCCACAUGAAUUGGGUGCGCCUGCUUACAGAAAAUAUGACAUAGAGGCAUGGAUGCCUGGGCGUAAUAACUAUGGAGAAAUUUCAAGUUGUAGCAACUGCACAGACUAUCAAUCCCGAAGAUUAAACAUAAAAUAUGUCCAUGAUAAUGAAAUAAAUUACGUUCAUACAUUAAAUGGCACUGCUUGUGCUGUACCAAGGAUGUUAAUAACUCUGCUUGAAACUCAUCAAGACCCUAAAGGGAAAAUAAAUAUCCCUGAAGUAUUGCAGCCAUACAUGAACAAAAAAGUAUAUAUUACCAGAAACACUGUAGUCCCUGAAUUAAAAUUGAUGAAAAUAAAGCGAAAAUAA
Molecule: messenger RNA, 1281 nt
Organism: Arctia plantaginis
Lineage: Eukaryota; Metazoa; Arthropoda; Insecta; Lepidoptera; Erebidae
Source: the annotation of a GenBank genome assembly